GAAGUGCUCGCUCGCUCUUGCCGGUUGUUUUUGCAGCAGGCUUUCAGUCGCUCGGUCGGUGGCUCGGAGGCACCGUGCGCCGGAAUACUUCCUCUUUCACUCUCACUCUCACUCUUCACACGGUUCGCGCAUUUCUCCUACCUCUUGACCAGCUCGAUCGUCGUCGAUGGGUUCGAACGGUACGGAACUUCGCGGAAUAGUUUUUGGGCUGUGUGUUUGCUCUAGCCUUUCUUAUUUCUUCGCUGAUAGUGUGCGGUGAGGUGUGUGUUGGUUAGUGCUGUUUGGCGUUUUUUUUUUGGCAAUACGGUGGGGGACCCGAACACUUUUGCUUGUUGUUUGGUGGCGGCGGUGGCCUCUGGAGACCCUUGAGACAGUACUGCCUGAUGAGUCGGGAUCCAUCGAUCGCUGAAAACGCGCGUGCGUGAAGUGCUUUCUCUUUUACUGUGUGGUACACGGCAAACCCGGACGAAGGAGGACCUUGUGUAAUCAAUCCAUUGCUCGAGCAGCGGUGGCGGAUUCGGCUAGAGAGAAGAAGAGUUAGGAAGAGUCCAUCUCAAGAACCGUUUUCUGUUCUAGUUCUUCAGCCGGUGCUUGCUCACACCGAGGCUUGUGAGUGAAUGUGUGUUUGCAAGGGGGAACAAGGCACGUUUUGUUUUGGUUCUGCGAGGUGCAUAAUAAAACAUACGGUCGGUCGUAGGAAAGAUUCUUGAGACGCAGAACAAAACCAGCUGAUUAAAUUAGUUACAAGCGUGAAGUGACUGGUAACAGUAAGAGUCAUGAUAAUUAAAAUUCUAAAUUCGCUCGGUCAUAGGUAGACCGUGCCAUUCGUGUGUGUGCCUGUGCAAAACGAACGUCCGGAAUUAUCGCUCCUGGGAAGCUCGGGAACACUGGGAAGCAAACCACUUUAGUGCAGCAAGCUCUGAUAGUGCUCGACUGUGUGUGGUGUUGGUGAGAACGUAGUGUUGAUAGAGAGUGCGCAUGCGGCAACUGUGUGAUACCUUGCCUGGCUGCCUGCUGCAGAGCCGGAGAUGCAAUUUGAUUAAUUAAUAUAAACAGAUCUUUCUGAACAGCGCCGUUCCGGUGAGUGGGGUGAGGUGAGGUACACUGGUGGGACAAGGUGGGACGCUCCCUCGUGAGCCCUUUAGAACCUCCCAAUAGCAGUAGUGCGCGCGUUGUGCGAUCGUAGUGUGGAAGCUCCGCUUUUAGAAUGGAAGCUAAUUUGAAUUGAAAAAUGAAACGCAUGGAAUAGCACGUACAAGGUCACUUGGAUUUGCAUUCACAGGAAAAAAAGUGUUAGCAACCACUGCAAGUCGCCUGGGGAAGUGUACGCGUGCGGAACUUGUGCCGUUGUUUGAUAACUAAGCGUGAGAGAACUGAUCUAGAUCAGUGGCUCGAGACAACCGCAGAAGAGGCGCCCCGAAAAGCGCUAAUUCGCCAAAUGUUUUUCAAGUUUGACAAGUGUUUACCGUUUUCCUGACGAAAAGAAUCGCGGCCUUUGUUGUCGCACGAAGGCAAUGCCUUGAAGAAACAAACCCCUUCCUACCGCCACCGUCGUUUCACCGUAUUUCCCAUGUGCCCGCUCGCUCGAACGCAAAAUUAAGAGUGAACCCUACCUUCCGUUUAAGCAGCUGUGAAUCCAGCAGGUUGUGCUGUGGUCAUAUAUGAACCCGAAUUUCCAGUUAUUCGGCGAUUGGACGCAUAAACCAGCCUACUCCCGAAGAAAGAAAGGGAAGAAACAAGUGAAAGCAUUGUGUACUUAAACAAUUAUCUCCAAACAGUUUGGUGGUUCGGUCAAAUAGAAAAGAAAAGACAAAAUUGAAGAACGUAACGUGGUGACAACCUUUAUCCGGUUCGGUGUAUUGCUUCCGUUUCGAUCCAGGCCCACAAAUGAAUAUGGAAUUCCAGCCGCUGCCACCGGUUUCAUCGAUGAACAUUGGUCCGCCGACACCUGCCCCAUCGCCCCAUAUACAAAUUAUCCCGAAUGGGACCGGUAGUGCAAACGGUGGCACCAACAGCAACACCAAUGCGGUGGCCAAUCAGCUGCUCAAUUCGAUGCCACCGCCGAUCCUACCGGUCGGUAUGCCGCUGCAGCAGGUGGUUCACAAUCUGCAGCAACUGACCAACGUUAAUGGGUUGACCCAGCAACAUCACCAGCAGCAACAGCAACAACAGCAUCAGCAGCAACACCAACAGGCGCAGGCUCACCAGGCUCUGCUCGGUUCGAACAAUACCAACGGGCUUAACGGGAUCCAUCAGAACCAGAGCCUGCCGCCGACAUCGCAGCUUCUGCAGGCGAUCCAUCACAAUACGAGCAACAACAACAACAACAACGGCCUCAACAACAACAACAAUAACAACAACUCGAUCACACAGUAUCAGGUGCAGCAGCUCUGGAGACAUCACGCCUAUCUAAACGGUAAAUCAAGCAAUAACAAAGACAUCUGCGGCGACGACAAACACAAAGAGGAUGGCGACCCGUGGAACGUGGAAGCACAGGCGGCAUUCUUGGGGCCGAAUCUGUGGGACAAAACGCUACCCUACGACUCUGAUCUCAAAGUGCACCAGUAUGCCGACCUCGAUGAAUUCCUAUCAGAGAAUGGCAUCCCGGUGGAUGGAUUGCCGGGCAGUCACCUGGGCCACUCGACCAGUAUCACCGGCCGCUCCGACAGCCUGGGACACUGUGCAGGCCUUUCGUUGGGUCUCAGUCAGGUGACGACGAAACGAGAACGCUCCCCAUCGCCAGACUGCAUGAGUCCGGACACGAUAAACCCACCGUCGCCGGCCGACUCGACUUUCUCGAUGUCCUCGACGACCAGGGACUUUGAUCCCCGAACACGGGCUUUUUCCGACGAGGAAUUAAAACCGCAGCCAAUGAUCAAAAAGUCCCGGAAACAGUUCGUGCCGGAUGAUAUGAAAGACGACAAGUACUGGGCGCGGCGUCGGAAGAACAAUAUGGCUGCGAAGCGAUCACGCGAUGCCCGACGAAUGAAAGAGAAUCAAAUCGCGCUCCGAGCUGGUUACCUGGAAAAAGAGAACAUGAACCUGCACCGGGAAGUGGAACAACUGAAACAGGAAAACAUGGAACUACGUGCCCGCCUAUCCAAAUAUCAAGAGGUAUAAUCUUAACUCAACGCAUCCCUAGUUUACCACACACUACGUCCACCAUUAUCAUCAUCAACAACAACAACAAACACAGCAAACAACAGCUACUAAUCUAAGCUAGUACAGUUCAACUAUCCGUAAGUGUCACCAGCAUCCGUAGGCGACUAAAGUAAAAGACAGCGGCAGCAGUAGCAGCGCAGCAGCAGCAGCAGCAGCAGCAUAAGCAGUAGCAGCAACGUUUUAUGUUGGUUGAGAAAGAACGGUACAGCGGAAGUAACGCAACCAUACGGCGACAGCAGCAGCAGCAACAGCAUCGUUACCAAAAAGAAAUCAAGUAAAGAAAAAUAGGCACUGUAUAGAAUAAAAAGGAAGAGACAGAAAUGGUUAAUUACUUUUUAGUGAAAGUUAUUCGUAAACUCACCGAAAACUGCAACGCGUAUUGCAGCUCUAUUCUACAAAACAACAAAAAAAAGAACACUCACAUAUUACAAACGCAUGCGUAGAUUCACAUAAUUUCACGCAAGAAAAAAAAUAGUGCAACGUUAGGCUUCUGAAACAAUAGUGAUAGCUGAAAGUAGCGACUGUUAAACAAAGAAAUUAAAAUGGGAAAUAUGUUAUAGGACGACCUGUGUCAACCCAGCCACACCACCACCACCACCACCACCAGAAACACAUCACUCUACGCGUUUUGAACGAUUUGAUUUUUAUGCUUCACACUGUCAGUUUAUCGCUAAAUCAGAUUAGAAAUCGUGCGUGCGAUCAUCCUCCAUGUUCUAGAAGUUUAGAUGUUCGGACUUCUAUUUUCCGUUGUUUUCUUUCUCGGAUAAUGUUAGUAAAAGAAAGCUGUUUAAGUUUUAAAUAGGAUGAUUCUAUACUUUUAAGUCAGUGCGUCGUGUGUGCAUGAUGUGUGUCCGUUCUCCCAGAAAACAGUAGAAAAUGAGAUGAAAACAGUAGACAGAGUUACUGAACGUAAGAAGAGGCAAACAAAUCAAGUAUAAAAGUAUAAGACUGCGUCAACGGCUUAGAACGCAAGCUCUUGCCGCCGUUAGUACGCGUUGUUAGAAGUUAGUGCGUUAUGUUUUUUUUAAUUCUGCUUGAUGUUUGAUUCGUUAUACAUACAUACAGAAGGAAGAAUGAAAGUGUGAAUAAAGCAAAACUGAAAAUCACAUUUUAAGACGAAACACGAUAGGUGAACUCUAUCCGGGAAAAUUGCAAUGAUCAUCAUGAUGAAAAAGAGAUGUUGUUAGGCAGCAGCGAUACGUAGGCUCGUUUCCACCCCACCCCCGUUUUUUCCGGGUGGUUCGUUUCAAUGAUGGUUUUCAGCGGUGGCCGCUAGGAAGCACUGCCGUCGGCUGAAAGCUCGAGUGACGCCGAUGUGACGCUUGCAUCGGUGAUGCUGCGAUUGGAGCGUGCCGCUUAGCGGUACCGUUUGUUUUCGAAUUUUGGACUGUUAGCAAUAUUGAAUUAUUUUGAAGUUUUCAAAUUUUUUUUGUAAAUUUAACAGAACAUUAUCAUCUUGAAAAAAUUGAAAUCAUGGUGAAAAUUUGACCUUUAGGCAAAAUUCUUGCUGAUAAAACAGAUCGGCAGGAUUACGAUUUAUUGAUUGUAAUGGUGAAUAAAGUCAGACAGACAAUGAAUUCAGUUUAGUUCUUAUUUUUUAUCAAACUAUUGCUUAUUUGAGAUAUACUUUAGAAAUUACAAAUUCUGAAACGCUCCCGUCGCAGUAAAACUGACAUGUCCAGGUGUUUUGAAACUCAUUUUAUUGAUUGACUGUAGUCGUCCCAAUAUCGCAACUAGUGGAAACACGAAUUAAAUUUUAUGUAGGGCUGUGAGUUAAUAUUAACUGACAAAAAAUGCGAUUACCAAUUUGAUAUCCCAAACGAAAACAGACACCCUGUUAAAAACUGAUAACAUUUUCCACUGUUUUGUUAGUUUUCUUACAACAACUAACGAUACAAGACUAACUAAACUAACACUGGCUUGCUCGAAAUAGUACUGAAAACAAUUUUUAACGCGAACUCCAUUGUUUGGAGGAAGAAAAUGCAAUAAUGGCCAAACAGCGUAUCGCAAAAUUUAACCGAUUUUCUACACUGCACUUCACGCCAAAUAUUUCUCAAUUAUUCAGACAUUGGUUAAACAUUGCAGGCAGCUUAGUAUCCAUUCCAAGUGACAAUGCAGGUUUUAUUACAAACUUAUGGUGGUUCUGGCGACAAAAAUUGGUCAUAAAAAUCGCAAUAAGAGUACAUUAAAACUCAAAUUGUUGUUUGGAGUGGCAACGCAAUCGGAACUUUGAAUUCAAGCAUCGAAUAUACCAAAAAAAUAUAAGCAAAUUGCUUUUCAAACAUCGACUAUUCAAACGAGUUUCUCUUAAAAUCUAUAUAUUAAGUAUAUUCAGUGCUUGAAAGUGAUGUUACGAAUGUCAAACUAAUUUUUUUUCUGGAUAAUUUCUAUACAAAACUUUGAAUUUAGAUUUUCUUCUCGAUUCGGGUUGGCCAUCUGUUUUUGCCAAACCAAACCGGAGGAAAACGUCAGCAAGUACUGUUACGAUUGUGUCAAUUCGAUUCACUUCAAAUGGGCAGACCCCCGCCUACGCGGUAAACUGUGCUCCUGAAGCAAGCAACCCUGUAAAAAUGUUGUUUUGAACUAAACAAACCUGUAAUUGAUAGAAACUAUAUCUGUAAAUAGCAUCUGUAAUGAUAAGAAGUUAGCGAGCAAAACAAAAGAAAGAGAAAUUAAGCUAUAUUUACAAAACGCACGUACUGCAGAAGAAAUUGAAUAACUGACGAAUACAAGAAUUACUAAAAAAAAAAUAAAACAAAAAACUAGUUGAGCCCGGCAAUGGUUAUAACAUUAUUUUAGGUAAUUUAUUCUGAAAAAAAAGAUCAAAAGAAAAUUGUUCUAAAUUUGGUUCUGUUUCUCGUUCCGGACUGCUUCCGUCUGAAGGAAUGAUCAUAGGAAAACGGCAGCUGCCCUCUCAGAAGGUUUCGUUGUGUUUUUGCGCCGGUGGUAGCCUUCCCUAAUAGCAAGCACAGCAAAGCCAAGCAAAAGCUUUCGAAUCGUUUUUCAAAACAAGUAGCAAAAUACACAUACACGUACCCGUAACUGUAGAAAAGCCCUGAAUAGUGAAGCAUAACAAAAAAGUGUAUAUUAAUUAGUGCUGUUUUAAGAAAAAGGGAAGUGACGUAGUUAAACAAAGCAAACUAAAGCGAAGUAUGGAUCGUUAAUUAAAUGGAAAGGAAUUAAGCAAGCAAACAAGAAAACCAACCAUUAGUAGUCUGAAUCAAAAAAAACCUUAGUGAUAGUACCAAGAUUGAAAGAGAACCUGUAGUUGUUAGUGAAAACAAUAUUAUUAGUAAGUAAUGAACAAAGAAGAGAAAAAGUAAAUCAAAAAAACAAACGAGUUGAUUGUGGACAGCGAAACAAAAAAAAACAGAAGAAAACAAACCACUUAAGCCUGUGUAUAAAAUAAAAUAAACAAAAAACAGAACGAUACAAGUUGCGAGAGCAUCCUACACGUCCCUACUUUAGUUGGAAGGCUAAAGUCAAUACAAACAAACAGUGCUGAUUGAUUGAUUAGUAGAUUGAUAACGUAACCCACGAAGCAAAACACACAAACACACUCAUAAACUCACCCACUCGACUGUAACGAGAGAAAUAAGAAUCGUAAAAUGAUGUUACCGGUAAAAUUUACCUAGUAGUUGUAGUAGAGUAAAAUAAAAAGCAUCCCAUCCAAUCGCGUAUAGAAAGAGGAAGUCGUUCGCAAUACAGCACCUAGUGUAAAAAUUGUCCUGCAAACAUCGUUACGAAGUCAAAUUCGAAGUCACCGCACCCUUCUUGUUUCCGUCAUCGUUGUUUUGUUUUGUUCAUUAUUCUCCCUCCCGUCCGAGCGAACCCAACAUUAAGUUUUUGUUUGUAAAUUGUUAUUAUUCUUACGUAGAGCAAAUAUGUGGGCAUAACCUACUACUGUAGUAAAUUGCACCUAGUUAUCCGUACACGGUAGCCUCUAAUUCUAGACACUUUCUCUCACGCAAACAAACACUCCCACACAAACAUACACACUUACUCACCCACAUAUAGAAAGCGCGUCUCGGUUACUUCGUAUUAGUGUCACUCAUUUUUUUCUGUUUUGUAAAGUAGGCGAAACCAGCAGCAAUCAUCCGAAAAGAUCAUGUCUUAUUUUUCUCUUCUUCUUCAUUGUGCAUACCGUACCGCAUCGAUGUCGGAUUUUUUCCGGGUUUUUGAAAUCACAAGAUAACUUAUUACUAACAUUACUUGACUAUUAACGUAAAAAUGCUUGUAAUUUCAACUAAAUGUGCAAUUUUUAUAUGAAAUUAAUUUGAAAUGUAGUAUGAAAACUGGCUAAAUUAUGUAAAAUCUACACUUAUUGAAGGAGUGUUACAUUAACACUCAAUUAAACCUGUUCUAUUUCGACCAAGUCCAGGUUCAAAAAUAUGAUCAAACCAGAACAACGGAAAUUUUAAGGCUAAUAUUUUACAAUUUAAAUUUGAUUGAAGUGCUAUUGGAACAUAAAUAAAAAUUUACGAUUAAAUUAAAGUGCUAAACAUAGAAUUUAUCUGUGACGAUAAAACCUUACAGGUUAAAACCCUAUGCGUCCGGACAUCGGCGCGGUACGGUAAUUAUAAAAGUGGUUAGGUGUUGAUUUUUAUUGAUGAUAAAACAUUGAGAAAAAUAUUUAUUUUUGAACUUUCGGCAAUAUACCUCCUUUCUAUUCUCCUUUCACCAUAUUUUUAGGACAACUGCUUUAUUUACAAACAAACAAACAAAACAAAAAAAUCAUCCUAGUUUUUUUUUUGCGAACAAUUAUAUUAGCGUACUACUACUUAAAUGCUUUCACAGUUCAAAUUUCGUACUCUGUUGAAUUGAUUUAUCACAUAGAGCCAAUGUCCAGAGUUCGUGUGCGUGCGCGUACAAUUAUUUACGUCUUUCUUACGUACCUAGCUGUCAACUUCGAAAGUAAGCUAUACACAAAACUCUCCUGUAAGGGCUUUCGUUUAAGCGGAAAGGAAAACAUUGUCGUAAAAGGCAAAAUAUAAGAAGAAAAAAAACUGUAGGAAAUGUAAAGAAGCAAGCAGAAGCAAUAAGAGAAAAAGAAAAAAAGCUAACACCGAGGUAAAAUACUAUACAGCUAAGUUUACAGUUUAAUAUAGAAUGUUUGUUUUCUUUGUUCCAACAGCAGGAAGGAAAAACACUAUGGAUUAACACUGUUGUUGCCCCGAUUGUGUCGCGGAUAAAGUCCGCAAGCGAUCGUUACUUUAUUGCUAUUAUUUUUUUGAAAAUAAAAUCAGUAAAAC
Molecule: messenger RNA, 8414 nt
Organism: Sabethes cyaneus
Lineage: Eukaryota; Metazoa; Arthropoda; Insecta; Diptera; Culicidae
Product: hepatic leukemia factor-like
Exons: 5
Coding region: 1888-3120 (410 amino acids)
Biological process (GO): regulation of transcription by RNA polymerase II
Cellular component (GO): nucleus
Molecular function (GO): RNA polymerase II cis-regulatory region sequence-specific DNA binding; DNA-binding transcription factor activity, RNA polymerase II-specific
Source: RefSeq, a predicted model, not a curated record